GCCUACCACUACAUAGCCUGUUACCAUUGAUUAUACCUAGCUGGCAAAAAUUGUUGAUUUAGAAGUUAAAUCUAAAUCUACUGAUCAGCAUGGCUCAGAAGAAUGCAUACUUUAUCCUUUCCACAUGCCUGAUGUUCCUGUCAUUCAGCCAAGGUCAAGGGGCUGCAGACGACUUGCUUUUGGCAGAAAGCGACCUUCCUUCUGUUAAAAUCAACUGCCCAGAAGGUGCUAAUGCCUACGGUUCCUACUGCUACUACUUCAUUGAAGAUCGUUUGACCUGGGGGGAGGCAGAUCUCUUUUGCCAGAACAUGAAUUCAGGUCACCUGGUAUCAGUGCUCAGCCAGGCUGAGAGCAACUUUGUGGCCUCUCUGGUUAAGGAAAGUGGCACUACAGUUAGCAAUGUCUGGACUGGACUUCAUGACCCCAAAAAUAACCGUCGUUGGCACUGGAGCAGUGGAUCUCUAUUUCUCUACAAAUCAUGGGCCACUGGGGCUCCAAGCACUGCCAAUCGUGGUUAUUGUGUGACACUGACGUCAAACACAGCAUACAAGAAAUGGAAGGAUGAAAACUGUGAUGCUCAGUACCCCUUUGUCUGCAAGUUCAAAGCCUAAAGUCACCGGUACAACUGAUGUUCAGAACACUGUUACUAUGUAGUAAAAAAUGAAAGAAGACCAUUGAUCCAUCCCUAAUUAAAUACAAUUUCCUCAAGA
This is a messenger RNA of Meriones unguiculatus (Mongolian gerbil), 710 nucleotides long. RefSeq names its product lithostathine-2. Gene Ontology annotation, biological process: antimicrobial humoral immune response mediated by antimicrobial peptide; positive regulation of cell population proliferation; venom-mediated disruption of cell wall in another organism. Bases 90 to 611 code for a protein of 173 amino acids. The record is from RefSeq and is a predicted model, not a curated record. NCBI's taxonomy places the organism in Eukaryota, Metazoa, Chordata, Mammalia, Rodentia, Muridae. Gene Ontology annotation, molecular function: signaling receptor activity; oligosaccharide binding; peptidoglycan binding. The transcript has 6 exons.